GCGAGAUUCGAAAGGUCGAAAAGUCUGUAAAUGAAUUGCAGGCGAUACACGUGUGUAAUAUGCACGAAGUACCAGUGAAUGACUCGUUCAAAAUUGCAUGUAUUUCCUUUGUCAUAUGGUAACAUAUUUACCAUAUAAGAAGCAUCUCUGAUUCAAUUUAAUGCAAAAUUGCAAGGAUGACUGAAAGUGAAAAGUCGUUGGAAGAUUUCUUUGCUAAGAAAAGCAAGAAGAAGGGUGCUAAAGGAAAGGCGAAGAAGUUUACGACAACCGAUGAGAUCGCGAAAAAGCUAGUUGAGCAAGACACAUCAUCCGGACCGAGCAGUCUUGGAUCGGCAUCUACUGAUGUUGCGACAAAAAAGGCCAAAGCUUCAGCUGAGGUAAACAAAGAAGAAAAUGAAGAAGAUCAAAUGAACUAUCGUUUCAGGGAUGAUGAUGAAUGGACAGAUUUCAGAGAUGAUUCACAAAAAGACUACAGUGGCUUAAAAAUUCAGGCUCUUCAGGUGACUGAUGAACCACCUGAAGCAGAAGAUGAAGAAGAAGAAGUUGAUGAAAAUGGAGAACCGAUAAAGACGAAAGGUCAAGGAGCAUCUGGGCCAUGGAAUAAGGCAUCUGAUACUACUCCAGCUCCUGCUCCUGCUCCCGCUCCAGAACCGGAACCUGUCAAAGAAGAACCAAAGCCAGUAGUUACAUCAGGGAAGUAUGUUCCACCUAACAGGCGAGGUGCUUCAGCCGCCAGUGCACCACCAUCAUCUAGCGUAGCUGCAUCAAAUGCUAGGCUUGGCAUUAAAAGCAAGGGGAAGGCACCACAGAUAAACAGUGAAUUUGAAUUCCCAACAUUAGCUGCAAGUUCAGAUCUAGUAAAGCAUAGUAAUAAAGUUGAGGAUGCAACCUUUUCAACUGUAACAAAAGGUGGACAAGCAGUGGAUGGUGCAAGUAGUAAAGGUGGAGAUUUACAACUAGGAAAUCGCUUCGCAGCUCUAGGAAAUUGACCUCUCCUAGGAAGUACGGGGUCAGCUUGAACAUUUACAGAUGCUGUGAACAGAGACAUAUUUUUCUAAUGUGCAAGAUAUCACAGACAUUGAUCUCAAGGAAUGUUUUUGAGUAUAGGCUCAGAAUCGACACUGGUGUACUUUGUCCUUGUUUUCUGCAGAGCCAGCAAUCAGCAUAUUAUAAUUUAUAGCUCUUCCAGGAUGGUAUAACUCUGCUUGAUUGCUUCAGCAUCACGUCAACAAGUUGAAAUGCAAAUGCUAUUGUCUACUAAUGUCAAAUGUAUAUCAUAGAUCUACUGCAAGUAAAUUUCAUUACGAUUAUUUGCAGUAAAAAAGUAAAUUACAGUGAAUGGAUCAUGUUGACAUGCCCAUCAAUUCAAAUCUGUAUCUGAACUUUUUGCCAUUUAUUAUGUAAUGUUAUUCUAUGUGGAAAUAACAUUGAGAUGUGGGCAGUAUCUGAUGUCAUGUGACAACAAAUUGUUCAUUUAUUUGAUCAUGAAUGGUGCUCACUUUUUAAGUGUGCCAAGAAAGUGCAUUCCUUGAUGUGUGAUGUCACAUUUUCACUUGUUUUCUAUUAUUACGUGAAUGUUAUCAUCGUGCAUUCAAGGUCAUCACUACUUCAAAAUAAUGAUUCUGUGUGAGGAACAUUAAGGUGACAAUGAUUAUUGGUACUACAUGCAGGUCUAUGAUUGAGAUGAAAUCAAGUUAAUGUAGUAAAGUGUUCUCUAGACACACUUGUUAAAAAGGAAAGUGCUAGGAAAGUAUCCUGUUAAUUUUCUCUCUCUGUCUCUCUCUUUAUUAUGAAAUGUUUAUGAGAAUAUGAAAAAUACCAGGGAUGUCAGGGUUUAUGUUGUGUAGCACAUAAUUCAUUUGGCUUUAGCAUGUUCUUGCUUAUUUUCAGGCCCAGUAAUCAAGACCGACUGACAUCCUUGAAAUUUGAGAACAUAUAAUCUUCAAAUUUACUAAGAGAAUUAUAGACAAGAAAUGAAACUUUACACACCCUAAAUUACUGUGCAGCAGAUUAUGUGUGUAUGUACCAGUGGUACAUAGAUAUAUUCUCCUAUGUUAAAUGUACUGUAACAGUUUUGGGAUCCCAAGUAGAUGUAAGCCACUAUUAAAUGCCUGUUAUAGUCACUAUAACAAAUAUUUACAAUAAUGAUAAUUUCAAAGUUAUAUUAGCAUGUUUAUAAUUUAUAUUACUUUACUGCAAGCUUAUAAGAUGGGAAAUUGUUCUGAAACUUGUCAAAUCAUUUGCAUUUGAACAUCCCAUUCAUUCAUUAACAGUUAACAUUGUAAAAGCAGUCCAAGGUAAUACACAAUGUACGCAUGGUACCAUUGAUGUGCGCUGAUGUCAUGUACUACUGUAAUGUACUUUCUCUGGCCAUUGAUCAUAUGCGACUUUGUACACACAAAAAAGUGCAAAAAUUGUUGUGUGACUUAUUAUCACCCAUUUUUCCAUGUCAGGAAGAGCCAAAUGUUACCAAGCAGAAAUCUUUGUUUGAAUAUGAAUAGAUCUAAUUAUUAUUAGGAUGUGAAAUUCACAACUAACUUGUGCCCAAAACUAGGCAUAUUCAAUGCUACGACUUUCUGUCAUUACUUUCUGUAGACUUGUAUUUGUAAUUAAACCGGUGAGUCAGUCAGCCCUAGAUAAUUAAUGUGGACCAUAGCAGUCUGUUCAAUUUAGAAGAGGUAAUGCAUCAUAUUUUAUACAAUCUGGUCAGAAAAGUACUUCCACUUGGAUAGUUAUUUGAUUUGACAUGUGCAGACUUAACUAAUUACCUGUAA
Messenger RNA from Lytechinus variegatus (green sea urchin), 2774 nucleotides. Its product is annotated as protein CDV3 homolog. NCBI's taxonomy places the organism in Eukaryota, Metazoa, Echinodermata, Echinoidea, Temnopleuroida, Toxopneustidae. Bases 177 to 989 code for a protein of 270 amino acids. The transcript has 5 exons. Gene Ontology annotation, cellular component: cytoplasm. The record is from RefSeq and is a predicted model, not a curated record.